AUAUAUAAGUUUGUGUGGUUGUUACUUUGUAUGCUCAUAUAUAUCCAUUCCUUUUGAAGCAAAAUUUUACACAAUUCCAAUGUCUUCUUGGUCACCUAUGCAUGCCAUGGGAGCUUACCUUCACACUCUUCAGCUGUGUAAGGAGUACUACAACCAAGAAACCAACACAAGUGGCUCAAACAAGCUCAUGGAACCCAAGCUCAUGGAGUACAUAUCAGCCCUAGCUGCAGGAAACGAAGCUCGACUAAUCGCCGACAUUGGAUCGGGCGGCGCAUCCCCGAUAACCCUUGGAUUGGCGGUGGCAGCGCAGCAGACAGGCGGCCGCCUCAUCUGUCUGCGCAGCGACCAGAAAACCCUAGAAUCAGCCAAGAAGCAGAUCGAGAAUUUCGGCCUCGCAGGCGCGACGGAAUUCGCGGUAGGGCAUCCGUGCGACGCGGUCGGGCGACUGAGGAAUGUCGACUUCGCGGUGAUCGACCCGAAUGUACUAGAGGAGUGCAUGGAGGAGGUGUUCUUGGCUAUUGACAUGAACCCUAGAGGGUCAAUUGUGGUUGUUAGCAAUGUUUUCCAAAGUAGAAGAUUAGGGGGUAGGGUUUGUUCAUAUGGUAGGGUAGUGAAAGAGAGAGGAGGGGUUGAGUCAGUGGUAGUGUUGCCUAUUGGUGAUGGAUUGGAGGUGACCAGAAUUAGGAGAAGGGUUGGAGAUGUUGGAGGAAAUGGUUGUAAUAACAUGUGUAGGAGACCAAAGAGGGCAUUUUUGGUGCAUGAGGAAGUGCAAAAUGUUUCAUGUGGAUAUUAGAUUAGAUAUAUAGAACUAGGCUGGAAUACUAUAAAUAGCGCUAAGUUAUUGAUGCUAUUAGUUUUUUAG
This is a messenger RNA of Ananas comosus (pineapple), 862 nucleotides long. RefSeq lists its product as uncharacterized. Bases 80 to 793 code for a protein of 237 amino acids. The record is from RefSeq and is a predicted model, not a curated record. The transcript is spliced from 2 exons. NCBI's taxonomy places the organism in Eukaryota, Viridiplantae, Streptophyta, Magnoliopsida, Poales, Bromeliaceae.